AUGUGUACACUCCGAUAUUUUAUAGUGAUUGAAGGAGAACGUACUAAAUGUCAUUGUUUCAUAACUGGUCAACCAAAUCCAACAAUACGUUGGUUAUAUAAUUGUGUAUCAUUAGAUAUUGUAUUUAAUAAAAGAAAAUAUUCAUUACAAUUAUUAUCAAAUGAUAAAGUAACAUUAACUAUUGAAGAUUGGUCACAAGAAGCUGCUGGUGAAAUAAUAAUUAUUGUAGAAAAUCGUGCUGACUUAACACAAUGUUCAGCAGUGUUAACUGUUGAAUAUGAUAGUUUUGAUCAAAAUAAAAUGUCAUCUCAACUGCCUCCUGUAUUACCGCGUCCAGACUUUGUCAAAGAUGACAGAAAAGUCGAAAUUCAAUGGGGAGAUUUCACUGAUCUUGAAAACAAAGGAAUUCGUCGUGUAUUUAUUCGAAAGGUCUAUUCAAUUCUUAUGAUUCAAUUAACAAUUACAUUUGGUCUUAUUGCAUUAUUUCAUUUUAUACCAGCAAUUCGUGAAUAUGUACGAAGUCCAGAUGGUCGAUGGCUUUAUUUUACAUCAUAUGUUGUCUUUAUAGUUACUUAUUUUGCAUUGGUUUGUUCAAAAAAUGCAGCAAGAAAAUUUCCACUUAAUCUUAUUUUACUUGCCAUUUUAACAUUAUCAAUGGGCUAUAUGAUGGGUAUGAUUUCAGCAUAUUAUAAAAUCGAAUCAGUUUUAAUUGCUGUUGGUAUAACAGCAUUUGUUUGUUUGGGUGUUACAUUAUUUUCAUUUCAAACAAAAUAUGAUUUUACAUCAUGUAUGGGAGUUUUAUUGGUAAUGACAUUGGCACUUUUAGCUUUUGGUAUUGUUUGUAUUUUUACUUAUUCAAGAUUAUUGUAUACAAUCUAUGCUGGUUUGGGAGCUGUACUUUUUUCGAUCUUCUUAGCUGUUGAUACACAAUUAAUUAUAGGUGGAAAACGAUACGAAAUAAGUGCUGAAGAUCAUAUUUUUGCAUCACUUAUGCUUUAUAUGGAUAUUAUUAAUAUAUUUUUAUAUAUUCUUACUUUGUUUGGCGGUCGAGAAUAA
Molecule: messenger RNA, 1056 nt
Organism: Rotaria sp. Silwood1
Lineage: Eukaryota; Metazoa; Rotifera; Eurotatoria; Philodinida; Philodinidae
Source: the annotation of a GenBank genome assembly